Messenger RNA from Encephalitozoon cuniculi GB-M1, 405 nucleotides. RefSeq lists its product as uncharacterized. The transcript has a single exon. Bases 1 to 405 code for a protein of 134 amino acids. The record is from RefSeq and is marked provisional. NCBI's taxonomy places the organism in Eukaryota, Fungi, Microsporidia, Unikaryonidae.
AUGGAAAGGAAGGGCAGCGGGCAGGAUUAUGAGUUUCACAGCGACCCUGUGGUUCGCAAGUACUUGAAAGUUCUUAACAGCAUAGAGUCUAUUAGGAAGGACAGGAACGACGUCUUGUCCAUCUACUUCAACGAGGUAUGCACCUAUAACAUAGAUGACCUGGAAGACAGAAGCGCUGUGGUUAAGAGGCUUAUAAACAGAGAGUUUACAUAUCCAAAUGCAUUUCUUGCAUCGUCACUUGGAUUCAAUAAAACCACGUGGAGUCGUGAUUAUGAAAAGACACUGAAGGAAAUAGGGAUGGAUAAACGCCCAAAAUACAGCACGCUAAGAAACAUGCUGCUGUUUGAGAAGCUCAAAUGGCUUAUCAUCAGGUACCACGAGGCAAAGCAGAAGAAGAGGAAAUGA